AUGGCAGCAAUUCAACCAAAGAUCAAUGGACAUGUCAAAGAUAAGUGCUUGGUAUUUCAUCUUAAGUUGAAACCCAAGAACCAUAGGAAAAACCAAGGAAGGAAUGACAAGAAGGCCACACUUACAGUGCAACAGGUUGAAGAGCUUUCAGAGUUGAAGCAACCUAACACUACACUUGCCUUAAUGACAAUGCCAACAACUGUUGCAGAUACAUACAACCGUGGAAAAUUAUUUCAUUUGAAUAUCCAGGUGAAGCAAAGUGUUGUACAGACGAUUGUUGAUCCUGUAAGUCAAAAGAAUCUAAUUUCAGAGGCUCUAGUAAGAAAGGCAGGACCACAAGAUCAAUGUGCACAUUAUGUCACUUUGUCAUUAGUAACUCUAACACCUUCACAAAAUUCUGACAUUAGAAAAUUGCAGAAGGAAAUUUUUGAUCUUUUUGAGAAUGUACAGGGACUACCACCACAGAGAGCUAUAGAACAUGAAAUUCAGUUGGUAAGAGAUUCUCCUCUACCAAACUUGGGUUUAUAUCGCACAUCUUUGAAAGAGAGUGAAGAAAUCAAGAAGCAAGUACAAGGACUUCUUGAACAAGGGGUUAUAAAGCCUAGCUGCUCACCAUGUUGUUCACUGGUACUCCUUGAACCAAAGAAGGAUGGAGGAUGGCGUAUGUGUGUUGACUACAGAGGAAUUAAUAGGAUUAACAAUAAGAAUCAAUAUCCUUUACCAAGGAUUGAUGUUCUCUUAGAUCAGUUGGAUGGUGGUCAUUACUUCACCAAACUCGAUCUCAAAUCGUGA
Humulus lupulus (European hop) is the source of this 792-nucleotide messenger RNA. RefSeq lists its product as uncharacterized. The record is from RefSeq and is a predicted model, not a curated record. Bases 1 to 792 code for a protein of 263 amino acids. The transcript is spliced from 3 exons. NCBI's taxonomy places the organism in Eukaryota, Viridiplantae, Streptophyta, Magnoliopsida, Rosales, Cannabaceae.